GACUAUGGCCGGGGAUGCGACCAAGGCUUUGGAGAAAGGAAGCUGCCCCCCAGGGCCCGUCCCGGAGGGCCUGAUCCGCGUCUACAGCAUGAGGUUCUGCCCCUUUUCGCACCGGACGCGCCUUGUCCUCAGGGCCAAAGGCAUCAGACAUGAAAUUAUCAACAUUAACCUGCGAAACAAGCCUGAAUGGUACUAUACAAAGCACCCUUUUGGCAGAAUUCCUGUCCUGGAGAACAGUAGAUGUCAACUAAUCUAUGAAUCUAUUGUUGCUUGUGAGUACCUGGAUGACGCUUAUCCUGGAAGGAAGCUGUUUCCAAAUGACCCUUAUGAACGAGCUCGCCAAAAGAUGUUAUUGGAGCUAUUCUGUAAGGUCCCGCAAUUGACCAAGGAGUGUCUGGUAGCCUUGAGAUAUGGGAGAGAUUGCACUAAUCUGAAGGUAGCCCUGCGUCAGGAAUUCUGCAACCUGGAAGAGAUUCUCGACUACCAGAACACUUGCUUCUUUGGUGGAGACUGUAUCUCCAUGAUCGAUUACCUCCUCUGGCCCUGGUUUGAGCGUCUGGAUGUGUAUGGGAUUGCAGAUUGUGUGAGCCACACCCCAGCCCUGCGGCUCUGGAUAGCGGCCAUGAAGCAGGACCCUGUGGUGUGUGCUCUUCUCCUAGAAAAGAGUGUCUUCCAGGGCUACUUGAGUCUCUAUUUUCAGAACAACCCUUCUGCCUUUGACUAUGGGCUGUGCUGAGCCCACAGUCCCCAACCUCCCCUUCCUCAUCUAGAAUUCCCAAGCUUGUCAUGACUCUGCCACAGGGAGUGUCUUGGGAAUCAAUCUGUCUCUGUUCCUUUUCCUUGAGGUUCCCAAUAAAAAUGAAAACAG
Otolemur garnettii (small-eared galago) is the source of this 868-nucleotide messenger RNA. RefSeq names its product glutathione S-transferase omega 2 (gene GSTO2). Gene Ontology annotation, cellular component: cytoplasm. Gene Ontology annotation, molecular function: glutathione transferase activity; glutathione dehydrogenase (ascorbate) activity. The transcript has 6 exons. NCBI's taxonomy places the organism in Eukaryota, Metazoa, Chordata, Mammalia, Primates, Galagidae. Gene Ontology annotation, biological process: L-ascorbic acid metabolic process; glutathione metabolic process. Bases 5 to 736 code for a protein of 243 amino acids. The record is from RefSeq and is a predicted model, not a curated record.